Manis javanica (Malayan pangolin) is the source of this 2621-nucleotide messenger RNA. RefSeq names its product interleukin 20 receptor subunit beta (gene IL20RB). Gene Ontology annotation, cellular component: plasma membrane. Gene Ontology annotation, molecular function: cytokine receptor activity; interleukin-20 binding. Lineage: Eukaryota; Metazoa; Chordata; Mammalia; Pholidota; Manidae. The record is from RefSeq and is a predicted model, not a curated record. Gene Ontology annotation, biological process: cytokine-mediated signaling pathway.
CUUCACAGCGACUCAGACUUCAGCUCCAACAUCUGCAUUCUGAAGCAGGGAUGGCUCAGCCGGGCAGAGUGCUUCAUUCUGGAAGAAAACAAUGUUCCAGGUCAAGCUGAGUCUGCCAAACACUGCCCCUCAAGAUGGUUCUAGAAGAAAUCUUGACAAGUCUUACCAUAUGCUUUUUCUACGCCUUGAUGCCAUGUUUGCUCAUAGGUGGAGUGGUGGUCCUGCCCGCCCCUCAGAACCUCUCUGUACAGUCAGUCAACAUGAAGCACCUCCUGACGUGGAGCCCGGUGAUUGUGCCCGGAGAAAUAGUAUACUAUUCUGUCGAGUACCAGGGAGAGUACGAGAGCCUGUACAUGAGCCACAUCUGGAUCCCCAGCAGCUGGUGCUCACCCACCAAAGGCCCUGAGUGUGACAUCACCGAUGACAUCACUGCCACUGUGCCAUACAACCUCCAUGUCAGGGCCACCCUGGGCUCGCAGACCUCAGCCUGGAGCACCCUGCAGCACCCCUUUAAUCGAAACUCAACUGUCCUCACCCCGCCUGGGAUGGACAUCACCAAGGAUGGCUUCCAUCUGGUUAUUGAGCUGGAAGACCUGGGGCCCCAGUUUGAGUUCCUCGUGGUCUACUGGAGGAGAGAGCCCAGUGCCAAGGAGCAUGUCAAGAUGGUGAGGAGCGGGGCUGUUCCAGUGCACCUGGAAACCAUGGAGCCGGGGGCUGCGUACUGUGUGAAGGCCCAGACAUUGGUAAAGGCCAUCGGAAGGCACAGCACCUUCAGCCGGGCACAGUGUGUUAAGGUGCAAGGAGAGCCCCUCCCGCUGGCGCUGGCCCUGUUUGCGUUUGUUGGCUUUCUGCUGAUCCUGGUGGCUGUGCUGCUCUCCAUUUGGAAGAUGGGCCGGCUGCUCCGCCACUCCUGUUGCCCCGUGGUGGUGCUUCCCAACACCCUGAAAAUAACCAGUUCACCUCAGAAGUUAAUCAGCUGCCGAAGGGAAGAGGCGGAGGCGUGCACCACAGCCGUGCUGUCUUCUGAGGAACUCCUCAGGCCCUGGAUCUAGCAGGCACGGCGGAGGGAUAGGCUGAAGCUGAGAGCUGGGUCCGCGCGGCACAGAUGCCACGAUGGGAGAGGCUAUGCAUCUGUUUCCUUUCAUGGACAAAGGACAAGAUGAGCAAAUGGAGCCUGCUGUGUCCAGGCCUAGAAGCAGCUGUCCGAGGCAGAGAGGUCUGGCAGACAGGGCACUGAUUGGGGGUCAGGAGAUGCGACCUCCGGUGAUGGAUCUGUCUGCCAUUCCCCAGCUGAACGACCUCGGGGAAGGUGACUUAGUUUCUCUGGUUCUCCGUUGCCUCGUCUAUAAAAUGAGGGGAACAGAGCAGCCAUUAAGUUUAUAUAUAUGUAUUUAUAUCUCCAGCACUUGCAGAGCCAUAGGGAAACUGGUGACACUGUACAUUGCAACUUGCAACUGGUUCAACUUUUUUGAAGAGCAAUAUGUAAAUAUGGAACAAGAAUGAUGGUGCCUCUGUACACCAGCUGGCUUGGAGAGCCCACUUUCCUGGAGGAAAGCUUGAAGCGGGAAGGAAGGAUGGGUACAGCAGCUCUGAUCUCACUUCAAGCCAAAUGUCUGUGCAGGGCUGGAUGGCUCAGCCAGCUCUGCAGUCCAUGGCCUGGAGGGAGGCCAUGGUCCUCCUGAAAAAUGGGACAUUUGUGAUGUGCACAAAUACUGUGGGUGGGUACAUGAAAUACACUAAAGGGUGGGUAGUGUGUACAGACUGAGAACAGCAGAUAAAGGUCUAUGUAUGAUUAGAGAAUGCAGACAGAUGUUUGCUAUGUUCCUUUUCCCUGUAGAGUUGUUAAAGUCUGAAAUUAAAAUCAAAAGGGGUCACCUUGGAUAAUAUUUUCAGUUUCUUCCAAAAAAAAGGUCUUUGGAGUUCUAGUUACAUCUUCAAACUUGAGUCCAGAAAGGCCCCUGAAGACCACUUUGGCCAGAGUUGUGGGGAUGCCCCCAGGAAGGCUUGGGGCAGGAGAAGAGUGGGGGACAGGCCCUGGUUGCCUGAGGAUCCUGACUAAGGCAUCUGGCUAAAGCCUUACCCGGGCAGGGUGCUCCUGGGUCUUCCUGAAGGCCUCAACCUAUGGGCAGCCCCUCGGGGGGGGGAUUGCUUUUCCUUAAGACAGCUCACCCAGGGUGUCCUCAGCCCCUCUCUGCAGGUUCAUCCAGGGCCCACUUCCAGAAGCCUCCUCCCUACCAGGAGAGGAAAAGAGUCAGCAUCAGAGAAGAAACAGAGCAGCGAUGUUUCCGGAGGAGUGAAGAGAUUGAUGGGCAAGGCCUGUGCCCCCCUUCUUAGCCCCACUCCUAGCUCGGGAACCACCAAGCUUGUUUGUUCCUAGCCCACUUCCUGCAGCCCUUCUAGGCGACCCAGAGGUGGUGCCGGUAUCUCCCCUACAAAAUAAAGGCUCUCUGCACCGAGUGGGCUCCCUGCAGGAAGAUGAGAUGCUGAAGAUGUUUUCCUCUGUACCAGUUUGUAUGCUUCUGUGUUGUUAGACUCUUUCAUGAAGAGUAUGUGUUAAUUUUAAUUUGGCCUAAACUGGAAAGACAUUUUCAGUUUGUAAAAAUAAAGACCAUAAAGUAAUA